Messenger RNA from Trichoderma breve, 2094 nucleotides. RefSeq lists its product as uncharacterized. The coding region runs from base 1 to 2094 and encodes 697 amino acids. Gene Ontology annotation, biological process: chromatin remodeling. The transcript has 5 exons. The record is from RefSeq and is a predicted model, not a curated record. NCBI's taxonomy places the organism in Eukaryota, Fungi, Ascomycota, Sordariomycetes, Hypocreales, Hypocreaceae.
AUGGCGCAACCAAAUCCCAGCCACAGCGUCCCCCAGGACCUUAUGCCACAUGUUCACCUCAUCUCGUCGUACCGAUACCCUGCGAUCCCCCGGCUCGACUUCAACGAGGUUGCCAAGUGGCUUAUGAAUGCGCCCCAGAUUGCCAGAGACCAGGCGCCCUUCUUCUGGACAUAUCUCGAUAAGCCCGCCGAUGGCACCAUCCUGCUGACAUGGCAGCCUCUCUCUAGAUUGGGGACCAAUUUCGCGACGGAUGGCUUCGUUUGGGCACCGCCUGAGCAGAUCUACAAGCAUGAUUUGGGCAAUGGAUUGAUGCUCGAGAUAUACUACCUCAAGGCAGGCUAUAUCCCCGGCGAACAAUUCACCCUCCAUGCUCGACGACGAUUCCGACUUGUUCCCGUCGCCGGUCACCCCAACCCCCCGCAGCCAGACCCAAACUUGUUCAUUGUGCACUAUGGUCCUGCCGAGAUGAACGAUCGCGUCCCCGUUGCCAUGAUUCCCUAUGACGAGAGGGUCAAUGCCAUCAUGCAACAACGCCACUUUCUCCAGCGGGCAGGCCAGAUCCGCCGAAAGGAGUUCAUGCUGUCUGAUAGAGUCAACUGGCCUUCACUCCCGGAGCUCACUCGCCAGCAGAUGGGUCCCCAGAUGAACCCUCGCGGUGUACCUCAGCAGAUGGCAUACCCUGCCCAGCCACCGCCGCCUGGCCCGCCUCCUAAGAGGGCUCGCCAUGGCCAGGCUCAGGCCCAGCAAGCAGUGCUUCCACCAGGAAUCCCCCCUGUCGAUGCCGCCUUUGACGACGAUGAGGAUAUCUCGAGGGGAGACAUGUUUGAUCACCUAACGCCAAGGGAGAUCUCAAUGAGCCGAUACCAGCAAAAUCACGAGUGGAUGGAGGAAAUCCUGUCUUCUGCCUAUAGAAUAAGUCAGAUCACACCUGCUGACCUCGGCUUGGGUCUCAAAGGUGAACUGGCGUCCCUAACAGAGGGCAUUUUUACUGCGCAGGGUGGCGAGGCAUACAGCCAAGCACCGGAAAAGGCAUACAUCGGACGACUGGAUCCUGGCCAGGCAGACGAAUUCCGCAAGCGCGUCGACAAGUAUGUCAGCUCUACUCAAGCCGAGAUCCAGAAGAUGGAAGAAGAGCACCAAAAGACAAUGACUGCAUUGAAAGAGCACUCGCUGCUGAAAAUAAAAGAGAAGGAGCUGAGAAACAUUGUGGACGGGCAUGGAUCACACGGCAAGCAUCAGUCCGAAGAUGAGCCCGUAGGCCGCCAUGUGUCGAAACACUCCAUCGAAGAAGUUGUGCAGCAGGUGGAGUCAUCGACGGGUCGCAAGAUAGUCAGCCUGCCGCUCUCCAAGCGCAUCCAGGAGGGAGGUUAUCAGGCUCCCGCCCCUGAGCCGCCAGCGCCAGGCUCAACUGCAGAACUUUCUCGGCAGCCAUCUCGGGCGGGUUCUCAAGCAAGCGGUGGAAUGAUGGGUGAAACUGACAUGGACAUGGGUGAUACAGCAUCUGGAUUACUCGAUCAAAUGCACACCGGAUUCUCCUCCACAUCGACGCCGGUCAACAACUUCCCAACGCCUCAGCCCAAUCUCUCGGCCGCCGCGGCACCUACAGCUGCUCCCCCACAGCCUGCGGGAGACGUAGAAAUGGGUGGAACUGAUACUGCUGCCGAGAACGAGGUACGAACUACGCCCGACCAUGGCACUGGUAGUGGAGACUGGGUCGUGGUUCCCAAAGAUGACGACCAGGCAACGGCUAACGAUGCGGCUCAGACAACAACACAACCUCCUACUGAUGCUGCCGCCACGACUACCGCCCCUAUUCCUGCUGCCGCUCCCACGGCUAGUGCAGAGGGCGAUGAUGCCAAACCACCAACACCAGCGGCCGCAAAGAAUGACUUUAGCUCUCUAGGCGAUUUAGACACGGCGGGCGAUGCCCUCGCGGGCUACGAUGCCCCGGAGCUGGACGGCUCAGCAGGCGGACUCGGCGAUGACGACCUGGAUCUGCAGAUGGACAUGGAGGACUCGGCUUUCGGAGAUGCUUUUCACGGCGUUGACGCUUCUCAUACCCCGGGGGAUGGACAAAAUCAGGAUGGCAUGUGA